Molecule: messenger RNA, 510 nt
Organism: Aegilops tauschii subsp. strangulata
Lineage: Eukaryota; Viridiplantae; Streptophyta; Magnoliopsida; Poales; Poaceae
Source: RefSeq, a predicted model, not a curated record
AUGGACGCCUUCUUCUCCACGGACAUAGCAGAACCGCCAUGGACGCCCGAUGAGCUGCCCCCGCUCCUCGAGGCGGGAGUUGGUGCCGCGUCGAGCGAUGGGGCCGGGGACAACGGCCGGAGGCAUGCGCGGCCAGGGCCAUGGCCGGCGGAGCUUGGCUGGGGCAACGGGGCCGGCGGAGCCUGGUUGGGGCGACGGGGCCGGCGGCGCCCAUGGCAAAGGGGGAAGGGCGAUGGGGACGGCAGGCGACGUCGUGGCGGAUGCCUGCGGAGCUUCGAGGGUGACAGGGCUAAGGCCGGGGGUGACGGAGGAAGUGGCCGGCGCCGGCGCGAGAGGUGGUGGCCAGCGGGCGAGGUGGUGGCCGGACGCCGGCGGAGCUUCGGGCGCGGCAGGGCCGGGGGCGACAGGGAGGGGGCCGGGGGGACGACAGGGACGGGGCCGGGGGCGGGGGCGAAGGGAGAAGUGGCCUGGGCUGGCGGGAGAGGUGGUGGCCAAUGGGAGAGGUGGUGA